This is a messenger RNA of Salarias fasciatus (jewelled blenny), 979 nucleotides long. Its product is annotated as coiled-coil-helix-coiled-coil-helix domain-containing protein 2-like. Lineage: Eukaryota; Metazoa; Chordata; Actinopteri; Blenniiformes; Blenniidae. Gene Ontology annotation, molecular function: sequence-specific DNA binding. The transcript has 4 exons. Gene Ontology annotation, cellular component: nucleus; mitochondrion. The record is from RefSeq and is a predicted model, not a curated record. The coding region runs from base 96 to 629 and encodes 177 amino acids. Gene Ontology annotation, biological process: mitochondrion organization; positive regulation of transcription by RNA polymerase II.
AUUAUUCUAAGGUCGAAAUCGUCGAGAUCAGCCGUCAGUUACACGGUAAUAGUAUUUCUCUGUAAAAACUCCAGAAGCGACGUCUUUUAUUGAAAAUGCCCAGAGGAAGCAGAAGCAGGACGUCCAGGAUGGCUCCCCCAGCCAGCCGGGCACCUCCUCCUCCUCCUCCCCCCAUGGCUCGAGCUGCACCCCCUCCCUCCCACGCCCCGGUUCCAAUGCAGGCUCCUCCGUCUGCUGUGGGUGCCCCGGCGGCAGCACCCAGGCAGCCGGGCCUGUUUGCCCAGAUGGCCGCUACAGCCGCCGGCGUAGGCAUCGGAUCUGCGGUGGGCCACACCAUCGGCCAUGCGAUGACCGGAGGGUUCGGUGGAGGACAUUCAGAGCCUGCCAAGCCUGAUGUCACAUACCAGGAGCCGUAUCAAGCCCAGCCCAUGUACCAGCAGCAGCCACAGCCCAUGUACCAGCAGCAGCCACAGUCUAUGUACCAGCAGGAGAUGCCUCAGCAGCAGCAGGCCUGCUCCUACGAGCUCAAGCAGUUCAUCGAAUGCGCACAAAACCAGAGCGACCUGAAGCUCUGCGAGGGCUUCAGUGAUGUGCUCAAACAGUGCAAGUUUGCUAACGGUCUUUCGUGAGAUGGAGAGAAAAACCUGCAGAGAGAUGACCGCACAUCUUCUGGAUACCAAGAGGGCGUCAUUCAACAGAAAUCAAAACAAUAAACACGAGUUAUUUUGAGAGUCGCACAUCAGAUAGCAUAAAUUAUUUCUGCAGAGCUUUGUAAACAUAGUCUUAUAAAUAAUGUUUAUAUAUUUUGGCAUGGCUUGUUUUGAGUUGAUUGUCAGUUGUAGUGUCUGUGAUUUCAGUUUAAGACUCCUCCCGUUAGCUCAGGAUUUCUGGUGCAAUAAACACAAUUUUCCAUCUUCUGGAUUCCAAGAUGACAACAUUCUGCUUGGAACUAGUCUGAAACUAAUAAAGCACUUGGAUC